AUGUCGGACCACCAAGAAACCCACGCUGCUGCUGCCACCGCGCCCGCCGCUGUGCCGCAGGACCAGCAUCAUCACCAGCAUCCUCAACAAAUAGCAACAGCAACGUCUCCUGUGACUGCUGCUCAAACAGCAUCGCUGCCCACGGCUCCAGUGACUACUUCGCCGUCGGCCUCGGUCGCGGCGACGGCCGCCGCGGCCACCGCCGCUGUGAAUCAGAACCACGCCGCGGCUGCUCGUCCGGGCGAGGAACUCGCGUGUUUAUGGCAGGGGUGCUCUGAGAAAUGUCCCUCGCCUGAGACUCUUUAUGAACACGUUUGUGAGCGCCAUGUCGGCCGCAAGAGUACCAACAACCUUAACUUGACUUGCCAAUGGGGCAGCUGUCGCACUACGACUGUCAAGCGCGACCAUAUCACCUCACAUAUUCGAGUCCAUGUUCCGCUCAAACCGCACAAGUGCGACUUCUGCGGCAAGGCUUUCAAGCGUCCCCAGGAUUUGAAGAAGCAUGUCAAGACCCAUGCUGAUGACUCGGUCUUGGUGCGCUCUCCUGAGCCUAGCGCCAGGAACCCUGAUAUGAUGUUCCCUGGACACACUAAAGGAUAUGCUACCGGUGCUCAUUACUUCGAGCCUGCAUUGAACACCAUCCCCGCCCAGGGCUAUGCUCACGGGCCUCCGCAGUACUACCACUCGCACCCAGCACAACCCCCGAACCCAUCGUACGGCAAUGUUUACUACACCCUCAAUCAGGGCCAGGACCCUGGACAUGUCUCUUACGAGUCGAAGAAGCGCGGGUAUGAUGCGCUCAAUGAAUUCUUUGGUGACCUGAAGCGCCGCCAAUUUGACACCAACUCGUACGCUGCGAUCGGCCAGCGCCUUCUGAGCUUGCAAAACCUGCAGCUUCCCAUCCUGAGCGGUGGACCUGUCCCUGAAUACCAGCCCAUGCCUGCCCCAGUGGCCGUAACUGCCGGCGGUGGCGGUGGUGGUCCUGGUUAUGGCGGCCCGCAGCCGAUUCAAUACCAGCUGCCUCCUAUGGCCAACGUGCGGACCAAGAACGAUCUGCUUAACAUCGAUCAGUUCUUGGAGCAGAUGCAAAACACCAUCUACGAAAGCGAAGAUCACGUCGCUGCCGCGGGUGUCGCGCAACCGGGUGCUCACUACGUCCAAGGUGGCAUGAGCUACCGGGCUACCAACUCACCACCUAGCCAGCUGCCGUCAAGCCAUGCCACGGCGGCGGCGACCACCGCUGCUCCAAUGCUGAACACUACUGCAACAGCACACUCGCCUCCCACAGGCACUCCUGCUCUGACCCCACCAUCAAGUGCGCAAUCAUACACAUCGGGUCGUUCCCCUAUCUCAGUCCAUGACAGUAGCAGCUCGAGUAUGUACCCGCGACUCCCAUCAGCGACCGUGCCAGACAGCAUUGGAGGUGGAUACGUGACUGCAUCGAGCGCUGCACCGCCAUCAACGCUGAGCGGAGUAUUUGACCACGAUGACCGUCGUCGCUACACCGGAGGCACUCUGCAGCGGGCGCGACCGGAUGACAGGAUGUCGGUCUCGCUGGAUUCCGAAAAGGGCGAUUCCGAUGGAGACCGCACCCCACCUGCCAAGCAGCCGUCUGCGGGUCCUACCUCUACGGGACAGGAAAUCUCAGCUAGUCUGAUUGACCCCGCCCUGCACUCGAGCGGCAGCCCUUCGUCAUCGCCCUCAUCGGCGGACGCAGACACAGACGCUACAUUGCGGACAGCCCAGGCUGCUACAGAGGUGGCAGAACGGGCGGAUUCGCAGUGGGUAAGCCUGGUGCGGGCGCUGGAAGGUCUACGGGGUUGGAUUAACUACCGGAUUGAUCAUCGAGAGUACGAUGAAGAAGAGCAGGCUCAACGACAGGCAGAACAAGAGCAGGUGGAGCAAGAAAUGCAGACUCCAGAACCACCAGUAGAGUACCAGCAUACCCCAGACCAACCGGAAGCGCCAUCAGAGGAUGUCGCGAUGGGUGGAAUGGAGACGGGGACGGAGAAAGCGGUCAAGGCUGAAGGGCCGGGUGAGACAAGUGAAGAUACGGUCAUGUAUCCGACUCUACGGGGGUUGGACGAGGAUGGCGAUUCCAAGAUGUAG
This is a messenger RNA of Aspergillus chevalieri, 2109 nucleotides long. It is a transcript of the gene pacC, whose product is annotated as putative C2H2 transcription factor PacC. The transcript is spliced from 3 exons. Gene Ontology annotation, biological process: positive regulation of transcription by RNA polymerase II. Lineage: Eukaryota; Fungi; Ascomycota; Eurotiomycetes; Eurotiales; Aspergillaceae. The coding region runs from base 1 to 2109 and encodes 702 amino acids. The record is from RefSeq and is a predicted model, not a curated record. Gene Ontology annotation, cellular component: nucleus.